This is a messenger RNA of Gadus chalcogrammus (walleye pollock), 3338 nucleotides long. RefSeq names its product protocadherin-8-like. Gene Ontology annotation, cellular component: plasma membrane. Bases 201 to 3338 code for a protein of 1045 amino acids. The record is from RefSeq and is a predicted model, not a curated record. Gene Ontology annotation, biological process: homophilic cell-cell adhesion. Gene Ontology annotation, molecular function: calcium ion binding. Lineage: Eukaryota; Metazoa; Chordata; Actinopteri; Gadiformes; Gadidae. The transcript is spliced from 3 exons.
GCGGAGCGCUCGUGACUCUUGCGCAUUGUCUAAACCUAAGGAAUAUUAAAUGCAGGCUUUUUACACAAGAGAGAGAGUGUGGAAAACAACCCGAGGAAACAAACUACUUUGCCAGCACAUUUUUUAUUUCAACCCCACUUCAACUUCAGUGUGGAUAGUUGUGUGAGAGAUUUCCUCCGGGUUCCAGGUAAAGUGUCAACAUGGAGACGUCAGGGUGGAAGAGGACGAUUCUCCUGUGCGCUUUCCUCGCGAGCCAAACGACCCUGACACAGACAAAGACGGUGAAGUAUCAGACGUUUGAAGAGGACGCGCCGGGGACGGUGAUCGGAAACUUGGCCAAGGACAUCUCCUCCGCCUCCUCGGCUUCCCCGCAUGCCUCCUCGUCGGGCUCCAAGACCAAUUUCCGAAUGAUGAAACAGUUCAACUCCACGUUCAUCCGCCUGCGGGAGAGCGACGGUCAGCUGGCCAUCGGCGAGAGGAUCGACCGCGAGAGGAUCUGCAAACACACCCUGCGGUGCGCGAUCGCCUUUGACGUGGUGAGCUUCUCCAAGGAGCAGUUCAAACUCGUGCACGUCGAGGUGGAGGUCAAGGACAUCAACGACAACUCCCCCGAGUUCCCCCGGAAAGAGUCGAGCCUGGACGUCUCGGAGAACACGGCGGUGGGCACGCGGAUCCCGCUGGACUUUGCCGUGGACGAGGACGUGGGGGUGAACUACAUCCAGAGCUACCAGAUCUCCGUCAACAGCCACUUCUCCAUCGACGUGCUCAGCAGAGCCGACGGGGUUAAAUAUGCGGAGCUCGUGCUCAUGAAGGAGUUGGACCGCGAGACUCAGUCUACUUUCGCGUUGGACCUGGUGGCUAUGGACGGUGGCAACCCGUCCCGCUCGGGCACCACGCGCAUACACGUCAAGGUGAAAGACUACAACGACAACAGUCCCGUGUUCGACCGGAGCAGCUUCUCCGUGGACCUGCCCGAGGACGCCCCCGUGGGCUUCCUGCUGCUGGACCUGAACGCGGAGGACCCGGACGAGGGACUGAACGGAGAGGUGGUGUACGGGUUCGGCCACCAGGUGCCGGCCGAGAUAAGACAACUUUUCAGAGUGGACCGGAAGACCGGCCGCCUCACGCUCGAGAGCCCCAUCGACUUCGAAAGUAAGAACACGUACGAGUUCGACGUGCAGGCGAGCGACCUGGGUCCGAACCCCAGCCCGGCCAUAUGUAAGAUCGUAGUGCAGGUGCAGGACGUGAAUGACAACGCGCCAGAGAUCUCCAUUACCCCCAUGACCUCCAUCACAGCGGGCAUCGCGUACAUAACGGAGGCGGCGGCGCGAGAGAGUUUCGUGGCGCUGGUCAGCACCUCGGACAGGGACUCGGGCGCCAACGGCCAGGUGCACUGCACCCUGUACGGCCACGACCACUUCCGGCUCCAGCAGGCGUACGAGGACAGCUUCAUGAUCGUGAGCACGAACCCGCUGGACCGAGAGAAGAUCCCCGAGUACAACUUGACGGUGGUGGCGGAGGACCUGGGCUCCCCGCCGUUCAGGACCAUUACGCAGUACACCAUCCGGCUUUCAGACGAGAACGACAACGCGCCCGCAUUCAGCAAGCCCGUGUACGAGGUGGCCGUGGUGGAGAACAACGCGCCCGGCGCCUACAUCAGCACGGUGGUUGCGCGGGACCUGGACCUUGGGCAGAACGGAAAGGUCACCUACAAGCUGGCGGACACCUACUUAAUGGGCUCCCCCAUCUCCACCUUCGUGUCCCUGGACCCCGCCAGUGGCUCGCUUUACGCGCUGCGGAGCUUCAACUACGAGGUGAUGAAGCAGUUGGAGCUCCGCGUCACGGCCAGCGAUGGGGGGUCCCCGCCGCUGACCAGCAGCGCCAACGUCUACGUCAGGAUCGUGGACCAGAACGACAACUCGCCGGUGGUCGUGCACCCGGCCCUUCACAACGGUUCGGCCGAAGUUCUGCUGCCACGGGACGCGCCGACUGGCUACGUCAUCACACGCGUGGAGGCGCGAGACUCGGAUGAGGGCGUGAACUCAGAGUUGUCCUUCGGCCUGGCGACCGGUGAGGCGUCCGUGUUCUCCGUGAACAAAGUCACGGGGGACGUGUACCUCAACCAGGCGCUGAGCCACGAGGUGGACGAGACGCUGAGCGUGACCGUCACCGUGAGCGACAACGGGCGGCCCGCGCUUACCUCCACGGCCACGCUCCACUUCCUCGUGAUCGCGGGCGCCCCGCCGAGCGACCGGACCGUGUACCACCAGACCAACAGCGGCGACGAGGUGCACGCGCAGUGGGACCUGUCGGUGGUGAUCAUCGUCGUGCUCGCGGGGAGCUGCACGCUCCUACUGCUCGCGAUCAUCCUCAUCGCGACCACCUGCAACCGCCGCAAGCGAGACAAGAGCGGAGAGGACAGCGACUCGUACGCGGAGAAGGGCACGCUCGAGAGGAGCCGGAACCUCGCGGACAACCCGCUGCUGCCGCUCCACGGGUCGGGCGUGGUGGGGGGCUUCGACACACACUCGUACACCAGUCAGGCCGGCGGGUUCAACUCGACCCACCCUGGUGGGGGCGACAUGUGCUCGGCCUCUGAGGACGGCAGCGAGGUGCCCUGCGUGUACGAGUCGGACACCAAGCUUAGAGGGAAUAAACUUGAGGGAUAUUCCACUCUGCCUGGCUACGGGAAUAGCAAGGAGGCGGUGAGACCCAUCACUAUCUGGAAGGGCAACUCGUACACCACCAUAUCGGCCCGGGACCCCGUGUUCAGCGGCAAGGACAGCGGGAAGGGCGACAGCGACUUCAACGACAGCGACAGUGACGUCAGCGGUGACACCGGCCGACACAAAGAAGUCCCGAUGGUUCCACCAAUGGGCGGCCAGAACGGCCUGUGGGCGUGCACCAGCGAGUGUAAGAUUCUGGGCCACUCGGACCGCUGCUGGAGCCCGUCGGCCGUGCGGGCCCACCCCCCCAUGCCCCCCCCCUCGCCGGCCAGGUCCCCGGCCCCGCCCCCUCCCCCGCCCUGCCCCCCCGCCCUGUCCUCCUUCGCCAGCCUGCCCAAGACGGCCUCGCUGCCCCGGGACCCCCAGCGCCGGGACCACUACUACCAGGCCCACCUGCCCAAGACCCUGGGCCUGCAGAGCGUGUACGAGAAGGUGCUGCACACCGAGUACGACUACGUGCUGGUGACCCCGCCCCUCGCCGGCCCCGGGGCCGCGGGGGGGGCGGCGGGGCCCGCGGCGGGGGCGCGCGUCACGCAGGAGAUCACUGACAUCAGCAUCCCGGUGUACACGCCCACCCCGCCGCCACGCUGCCCCGCUGCUGAGGACGUCUAA